This is a messenger RNA of Aspergillus pseudotamarii, 1659 nucleotides long. Its product is annotated as Bax Inhibitor family protein. Gene Ontology annotation, cellular component: mitochondrial inner membrane. The coding region runs from base 86 to 1099 and encodes 337 amino acids. Lineage: Eukaryota; Fungi; Ascomycota; Eurotiomycetes; Eurotiales; Aspergillaceae. The transcript is spliced from 2 exons. The record is from RefSeq and is a predicted model, not a curated record.
AUAUCACCGGCCCGCGGCUUUUAAAUAGCUCCCAUCUCCUUCGACGCUAAACCGCCAUCAUCAACUUCGUCAUCCCAUUUUAACCAUGGCGUUCUUUUUACGGCGUCCAUUCGCCGUUCCAACGGCGCUGCGUCAAGUCCCCAAAACUGCCAACACUGCUCGAUUCUUCCACAACUCACCUUUUAAGCCAUCCCAAUCUAAGCCACUCGGCCCGGCCACCUCCUCUAUCUUCGCGAAAUCUAGACAGACCUUUCAGAAUGCCUUCCGUCGUACUUACAUGCAGCCUACCUACAAUGCCGCUCAGGGUGGCAAUCUCACUCAGCGACUCCUGUAUGGCGCCGCCAUCGUUGGUGGAACAAUCCUGGCGACCAACAUGAUCUUCAACCGCGAAACUAGAGAGGAUGGUGGCAUGGCUCCCUACGAACGUAGCUAUCUGAACGAGACUUUUAUGCACACUGGACUUGGUAUCGCUAUUAUUGGUAUUGCCGCUAGGGCUAUGCACAUGAACGGAUGGUCUUACCGUUUGAUGGCCAUGAACCCUUGGCUUGUCGCUGGUCUAGGCUUGGUUGGAAGCAUCGGAACUAUGUAUGGCACUUACUACACUUCUCCCGACAACUACUUGGCUAAGUACGGUCUCUGGACCGCUUUCAACGUCACUCAGGCAGCCCUCCUCUCGCCCUUGAUGUUCAUGCACCCCGCUCUACUUGCUCGUGCUGGUCUUUACACUGUUGGAAUGAUGGGAUCUAUUGCUUUCGUUGGUGCUACUGCUAAGCAGGACAAGUACCUGUACCUUGGUGCCCCCCUGCUCGCCGGUGUGACUAUCGUCGCUCUUUCUGGUCUCGCUCCUCUUGUCCUCCCCGCUACCGCCACCCGCACUUUGAUGUGGUCUGAGAAGAUCUGGCUGUAUGGAGGUCUUGCUGUCUUCGGUGGUUUCACUCUCUACGAUGUGCAGAAGGUCCUGCACCACUCUCGUAUGGCCCAGAGGGGCCUUAUCCGGAGGGAUGUUGUCAACGAGAGUAUCAGCCUUGAGCUUGACUUCAUCAAUAUCUUCAUCCGUAUGGUCCAGAUUUUGGCCAUGCAGCGCAACAACCGGAAAUAAGCUCCUGCGUCAAGCCACGUCUAAAUAAAAUGGUCAAACCUUGAUCGGCGACAAGGCCACAAACGACACGAAAUGAAACCUCAGUUUCAUCUCACUCGACAACCAGAAGCCAUGACACUGGGAGAUGAUCUUGGAGGAAAGUGAAUUCAAUUCGGUCUCGCCUUUUUCGCAAUUCGUUGACUUCUUUAUGUAUUAUAUUCGCAUGGGAUAGCUGCUUGCUGGCUGCUCAUCUCCCGCCUCACAUGUAUAACUCGUUCUGUGAGACAUACUAGCCACUCCUGCUGAAUCGCAGGGUCAGCAACCUGAUUUUAUAAUCAAGUUGGCAUAAAGUCACAGCAAAGAUAUCUGGGUCUCAUGUCAGACGUCUAGAGUUGGAAGUAGUAUCUCCGCUCCACUUGAAGAAUAAAUUUUUAUUUGAAAAGAAACAGGAAAGGAGAAUUCCCAGAGUUCCUUAGUUAUUACGUAGCUCAUCCUCCACUUCACCAACUCGAAAUAGCAUGGUCGUUUACUUUCUAUAUAGAGGCCACUUUCUCGCUCGAAUCGAAAUACAUGUACGUGUA